AUGAAACGCCUCCUGCUUCUGCUCGUUCUCUUGCUGGGGACAGUUUCUCCUUUUCAUCUGAAGAUUGAUGGCCCCAAGCAGGAAAGCCUAGAGACAGUCACUGACCUGAGCCAGGAUCUGGAAGGCUCAGGGGAGCAGGAUGGAGAGCUGGCCCUCACUGAGCAGGGGAUUCCAUCUGAGGGAGAGGAGUGCGAGACUGACGGGUCUGAAGAUUCUCUUGAAGAUGAGGAGACCACGGAGUCAGACCCAGCUGCCUUAGAGAAUUUUCAGUGUCCCAAAGAAGAGGAGACAGUUCUGUUGCCAGGCAACCCUGGGUGCAGGCCCUUCAGGGCCCUGUUGGUGCACAGCCCCCAGACAUUUCAGUAUGCUCAGAUUGUUUGCCAGAGGUGCUACCGAGGCAACCUCAUCUCCAUCCAUAACCGCAACCUCAACGUUUAUGUUCAGUAUAUAAUCAGUAGGAUGAACUUUUCCCAUGUGUGGAUUGGAGGCAUGUGGGUAAACCGAUGUCUCAGGUUUCGCUGGGCUGACGGAAGUUGCUGGAAUUAUGUACAUUGGGGCCCGGGGCAACCUUCGAAUACAUGUGGCCACUGUGUGAGCCUGUGCAGGAAUGGGGGCUGGUGGCAAGUAAUUUCCUGCAUGUAUCGUCUGCCUUUCAUCUGCUCCUACUGA
This is a messenger RNA of Chrysochloris asiatica (Cape golden mole), 669 nucleotides long. It is a transcript of the gene PRG3, whose product is annotated as proteoglycan 3. The coding region runs from base 1 to 669 and encodes 222 amino acids. Gene Ontology annotation, molecular function: signaling receptor activity. The transcript is spliced from 5 exons. Lineage: Eukaryota; Metazoa; Chordata; Mammalia; Afrosoricida; Chrysochloridae. Gene Ontology annotation, biological process: immune response. The record is from RefSeq and is a predicted model, not a curated record.